AUGUUUCUCCGCGUAGCCGCCAAGCGACAGACUCACUGCGCGCCGCUGGCGGGAGUCAUCGCGUCUCAGCUUUCCGCGUUCCUGUCCGCGCCGUCCGCUUCAGCCACCUCCUCCGCGGCUCUGCUCACACCCGCCGUCGCCUGUCGCCCUCCAAUCAGCGAAGACCACGCGGCCGUCAGUAACUGGGGGCUCUGCAGUGUAAACGACGGUGCCGGCGCGUUUCCAGUUAAGGUGCCACGUCAGCCCGCAGGCUGGCGCGGGUUCUCCGCUUCCGCCUCAGCAGCGGCGUCGUCACUCACCGGCAGUCCCGCUGGAGCUCCUGAUGCUGCUCCCGCGGCUAGCGAAGGGGACGUGCCGCGCGUGAAGCUGCUCAUUGGAGGCAAGCUUGUGGACUCUACCUCCGACCACCAUGUUCCCGUCAUCAACCCGGCGACACAGGAGGUCCUGGCGCAUCUGCCCCUGGCAACGCGCGGGGAGUUCAGUGCAGCAGUGCGCGCAGCCGCGGACGCCUUCCCUGCAUGGCGCGCCACCCCGCUGCCCGUGCGCGCGCGCGUCAUGCUCAAGCUGCAGGAGCUCAUCCGCCGCGAAAUGGACCGGUUGGCUCUGAGCGUGACCACGGAGCAGGGCAAGACUCUAGCAGACGCACGAGGGGAUGUCUUCCGUGGCCUCGAGGUGGUGGAGCAGGCGUGUGCGAUGGGAACGAUGCAGAUGGGAGAGCUGCUGGAGAACGUGAGUGUGGGCGUGGACACCUACAGCAUCAGGCAGCCUCUGGGCGUGUGUGCUGGCAUCUGCCCCUUCAACUUCCCCGCCAUGAUUCCCCUCUGGAUGUUUCCGUUCGCAGUGACAGCGGGCAACACGUUCAUCCUCAAGCCAUCGGAGAAGGACCCGGGUGCUGCCAUGAUGCUCGCUGAACUCGCACUGGAGGCUGGCCUGCCUGCUGGCGUGCUCAACGUGGUGCAUGGCACACAUGACGUUGUGAAUUGGAUGUGUGACGAGCCUGAGAUUCGGGCAAUCUCGUUCGUUGGAUCAGACAAGGCAGGGCGAAACAUCUAUGCACGAGCAGCAUCACAUGGCAAGAGAGUGCAGUGCAACAUGGGAGCCAAAAACCACGCAGUGGUUCUGCCAGACGCGGACCCACAGGCAGCAGUGAAUGCGUUAGUGGGGGCGGCGUUUGGGGCAGCGGGGCAGCGCUGCAUGGCCAUCAGCACUGCCGUGUUUGUCGGGGGCUCGCAGCAGUGGGAGCCGCUACUAGUGGAGGCAGCAACGCGGCUGCGAGUGGCAGUGGGCACGGACCCAGCAGCGGACCUGGGCCCGGUGAUAUCGAAAGACGCUAAAGCGCGCAUUCACGCCCUGGUGGACAGUGGCGUCGCUGACGGCGCCCGCCUGCUGCUGGACGGCCGCAACGUGCAGGUCCCAGGGUACGAGAGCGGCAACUUUGUGGGUCCGACCAUUCUAGCGGACGUGAGGGAGGGCAUGGAGUGCCACCGGGAGGAGAUAUUCGGGCCCGUGCUGCUGCUCAUGUCUGCCGACUCGCUUGAUGAUGCCAUUGCUCUCGUCAACCGCAACCCCUAUGGCAACGGCACUGCGAUUUUCACAUCCUCGGGCGCAGCUGCCAGGAAGUUUCAGAACGAGAUUGAUGUUGGGCAGGUGGGUAUCAACCUGCCCAUCCCAGUGCCGCUGCCCUUCUUCUCCUUCACCGGCUCGCGGGCCAGCUUUGCCGGAGACCUCAAUUUCUAUGGCAAGGCGGGUGUGCAGUUCUACACGUACACCAAGACUGUUACCGCGGCGUGGAAACAGCCGAGUGGGGCCGAUCUACCCGACGACUGCCUCCUCCUCAUCCUCUCCCUCCUCCCAUCCACCCGCAAUCGCAACGCCCUCUCCCGCGCUUGCCGCCGCCUUCACCGCUUAGACGCCUCCUCCCGCCGCUCUCUCCGCGUCGGCCGCGGCCUGCACCCGGCAAAAGCGGCGCUCGCGCGGCUGCUGGGUCGCUUUUCACGAAUUACCUAUUUCCACGUGGACUAUUUUGGAUGGGAGCCGGCGCAAGGCCCGCAACUUGCGGAUGAUGACGUGGGCGCAUUAGUGCUGUUAGCCAGACAACUAGCACCUCCUAUCGCUCCCUCACCUUCCGCCUGUUCCGCAUCCUCCCCGCAUUGGCGCCCCUUAAGAGAACAUGGCGUCGCCCAAACCCUUCCUUGCGAUCAGCCACUCCCGUUGCGCCACGUGUCUCUCUCCUUCACGAGCCACGUCACCGACGCCGCCAUGCCUCACCUCGCCUCGCUCCCGUCCCUCACCUCACUGCGCCUCGACUCCGUUCCUUGCCUCACCGAGCGGGGAGUUUUGUCCGUAGUGACGGGGUGCCGACAGCUGCAGUGGCUGCACGUUGAGAGGUGCACGAACGUGCGGAGUAGCGAAUGGAUCGCUGCUAUUGGGGAGAGAUGCAAGGACGGGGGUGGGGGGAAUUGCUGCGAUGAAAGUGCGGCGGAAAGCAGCAGCAGCAGCAGCAGCAGCAGCAGCAGAAGCAGCAGCCUACGUGGCUUGGGAGUGGUGAACUGCCGUGGCAUAGGCGAGGCGGACGUAUUCAGACUGCGACCUGCAGCAUGGGAAUCCCUGGAGGAGCUGCGCUGGGAGAUGGACGAGGAGAAGAACGCACUGCCAGCACGCCCAACAGCUCCUCCUUCUGCUCUCUCUGCCGCCUCCUCUCCUGCUCCCGCCGUUGCCUGCCCACGGCUGCGUGUGCUGCGCCUUGCCAACUGCCCCGGUGUGCCUCGUGAGGGGCUGGCUCUGCUGCUGCUGCAGCUGGCGCAGCAGCAUUGCAAGGAGCAGGAGGAGCAGCAGCAGCAGCAGCAGCAGCAGCAACAGCAACAGGAACAGAGGCAGUAUCAUCAGCAGCGGCACCAGCAGCAAUCAAGCGCCAGUCAACACAGCAGCCUGCAUGGGUUGCCGUCAAGCCCUCUCUCUCCAGACUCCCAACUCGCACAAUCCCUCUCCUCCUUAUCCCUCUCCUGCCCGUCUUCCUCCACCGCCUCUCUAUCGCACCCACCAUUUAACACGGCAAACCCAAGGCUGCCUCACGCACAGAACCUCACUGGCUGCUCCCCCAGAUUCUUGUCAUUCUCCCCAUCCUCCUCCCCGUCCUCCUACCCAUUCGCAUCGCUGCAGGAGCUGCAGCUGUAUGGGUGCCCUGGCAUCUCCGACACUGCACUGGCAGUAAUUCUGCAGUCCAUGGGCCCUUCUUUACUCACUCUCAAGCUGAAGCUUUUCAAACAGCUGCCUUUCCUGCCGUCCGUCCCCAGCGCUCCCCUCACUCUUCACCACCGCCCACACCUCCCCGCACCCUCUGCGUCACUCCCCACCGCCUCAUCUGUACUGCGAACGGCAUCAGCGGUAACUGCUGCAGAAGCCAACAUAUGGACAGGUGUGCCGUCAGGUGUCGCAUCAUCUGUGCAAUUUGAGGAAGCACCAGCAGCUGCAGCGGCGGAGGCGGUGUUUGAUGGGUGGGCAUCAGAAUCAGCAGCGCACAUUGCGGCAAGGGCAGCGGCACAUAUGGAGGAGGCCAUGGGCCCGUUGUCGGUGAGAGCGCUCACAACCGCAUGUCUCCCUCUCGUCGCCCGUUAUUGUCACAAGCUGAAUCUCCUGGAACUUCUUACGUGGAAUGACUAUCCGCUCGGUGCUUCUCUAUUUGCUGGAUUUGCUGACGUGGCGGUUGAGCAGCUGCUGGUGGCAUGUCCUCGCUUGGAGCUGUUGCGGUUGGAUAAGGGGUUUCAUGUGAGCAUGCAUGUGGUUGCACAGGCAAAUCAACGUGUUGUGAUCGUGGAUCAUAAUGCACAACAUAAUGCAAUGUAA
This is a messenger RNA of Closterium sp. Naga37s-1, 3843 nucleotides long. The record is from the annotation of a GenBank genome assembly. NCBI's taxonomy places the organism in Eukaryota, Viridiplantae, Streptophyta, Zygnematophyceae, Desmidiales, Closteriaceae.